Thunnus maccoyii (southern bluefin tuna) is the source of this 1781-nucleotide messenger RNA. It is a transcript of the gene nmu, whose product is annotated as neuromedin U. Gene Ontology annotation, molecular function: neuromedin U receptor binding. Gene Ontology annotation, biological process: regulation of smooth muscle contraction. Bases 1079 to 1579 code for a protein of 166 amino acids. The record is from RefSeq and is a predicted model, not a curated record. NCBI's taxonomy places the organism in Eukaryota, Metazoa, Chordata, Actinopteri, Scombriformes, Scombridae. The transcript is spliced from 9 exons.
UCCAAGUGAGGGAACAAGAGGAAAAACUGAUUUUUGACUGGAGGGGGGCUUUAUGAGAUUUAUAUAGACAAGAGACACAAAAUUAAAGUCCUGAAGUUUGGUUUUGAUUGGUGUGUGAACAUGCUUUGCCACGUUUUUGCUUCUAACUUUAACAAAAAUCAAAAAAGUAUCAUACAGGCUACAUCAGGACAACAGGUGAAUGUAAGGUAAUCUUGAUUCUUUGAAGAAGAAGAAGAAGAAGAAGAGGAAGAGAAGUUGGCUGUUAACACCUUGGUGUAAGGUUGCUGCUGUCCUUAUAUUCACUCACCAUUAUCACAACAGCAUAGACAGAGGAUUAUAGUGCAUUGUUGAGUGAUAAAAGCGGUGUUUUUUAUGAGGUCCAAUAGCAACAGAUAAAUAUAGGAUAAAUAUAGAGGUGAGUGCACGUGCCUGUACCAAACUGGCCUCUCAGAAAACUAAAGCUGACUUCCUGACAUUAAGCUGUUGAAGAAUUGGUGCACUGAAAAUGAAAUCAGGAGGAUUUUCUCGGAAGGAAUAGCCUAGAAGUAUAAACAUAUGAUAAUAUAAUGCAAUGCAUCACAACAAAAUGCACCCUAAAAAUAAUAAUAGACAUGAAUCAAAUAUCUCAGACACAGACUGAACAACAACAACACAAAAGCAACAUGUGCUGGAUUGAAUUAUACUUUGUGCUCCACUAAAACAUGAAAACAGGGUGGAAAAGAAUUGUUAAUUUUCUGAUGGUCAACAGCUGGACUUCAAUCUUUAAUCUUUACUCACCCUCGUCUUAAAUAUUUUAUCAUUUCAUCACUGCUCUCCUCGAAGUAUCACGUUCAGCCAACCUGUUGAUCAAUUCUCAUAACUUUUCUCUCUUUUCUUUUUUUCCCCUUUCAUUUCUUUCUUUCUUUCUUUCCUUUUUUUACGCGCGGAGCUGCUAAUGACGCAGUCAAGUGUCAGCGCGCGAGGAGGGUGUGUGACACCAGCCUUCAUAUUUCUCUGACGUGAGACGGAAACUGUCAGAAGAGCAAGAAGUCAAGCGAACAGAACCAAAAAGAAAGAAAGAAAGGCCAACGAGAGGGAGAUGAGGUCCAUCCAGUGCCAAAGCCAGCCUGCGCAGCGCGGAGCCUCCAGCAGCCUGUCCAGCCUCAGCAGCAGCGCCAUGAGUCCACUCAGCACGGCCAGCAUCACUCUCGCAGCCCUUCUCAUCCUAACCAUCCCAGUCUGCAAAAGUGCUCCAGCAGAACUUCAGCAAGCCACAACAGAUCAGAGGCAGCUACUCAGCCAGAUAGACGCUAUGUGCUCAUCCUACCUCCCUGCAGACCUGAAGUUUUUGGCAUCUGAUGUCUUAGGAGAACUCUGUGUCUUGAUGCUGGUUCAGAAGUUAAAGGAGAUGACAGUGCAAGAAAAUAGUAAAAGGACCCCUCUGUCGCACCCCCUCCUGCAUCUAGCUUCUCAACUCCAUACCAGAAGAGAGAGAGGACUCUCAAUGCGCGCUGAACUCCAGGGACCUGGGGGAAUCCAGAGCAGAGGUUACUUCCUCUAUCGACCACGAAAUGGAAGAAGAUCCUUAGAAUAUGAGUAAAUUAAAGUCUCCACCUCUGAAGCUUAGUGUACAGAGACGACACAGACCCCCGAGCCGCUGCACUACGACUGAGUGAUCCAGACGUCGACCACAGUCCUCUGCCACUGCUGUAUAGUGAUGUUUGAAUGUACACAAAGAAUAUAAUUAAAAUACUGUUCAUUUGUCCAGAUUUUAUUUUGUGUUAUAUGUGUGUCAUUUGCAU